This is a messenger RNA of Amoebophrya sp. A120, 2006 nucleotides long. Lineage: Eukaryota; Dinophyceae; Syndiniales; Amoebophryaceae. The record is from the annotation of a GenBank genome assembly.
CUCGGGAGCUCUGUCUCCCUCUCGAAAAUGAAGUGAAAGACUUUCUUGCGUCGCCUAGGCUAGCCUGCUGCUUUCGAGUGUUCGCGUUCGGGUUUCGUAGAUGCGGUCUUCUGUCGGCUGAUAUUUUGACUUCAUUUUUCUAGUACGUCAGCACCAUGACGCAUGGUCUUGUGCAUCUCCAUCUUGAUGGUCUACUAAGCUCCCCGACGAACAUGAGUCCGAGGAAAACUGAUUCUCGGUUGCAGAGUUGCGAAUCGAACUGCAGAUAGAGAGAGCGAAAACCCCUAUAAAUAAACGAGCGCGAGAAGGAACGGGACGUCCCGGAGAGGAGAGAUAGAUGAGUGAACAAAACAUCGGGUCGAUAGCGUCUUUGUCGACUCUAAUCCCAUGUCUUUCACGGUGUUGCACUUUGAAAUUCUCUACCGCAGCUCCUCUCUCUCGUUUGUACUAGAUCGGCUCAACGCAACGCUGUGCCACGUAAACUCUUGUUCACGUAUCUUCUGAGAAGCAUCUAUUCGAUAGCCAAAGCUAGGGGCUAAGACAGCCGAUAAAUUUUUCUCUUUUAAAUUUGAACUCCUACUCCGUCCACAAUGGCGGGCAAGGAGGUAAAGCUCAUCAAGGCCAUCGCCACGCAGGAAGACUUCGAGUCAGUCAUUGCCAGCGAGAAGAGGCUAAUCGUGCUGGACGUGUACUUUUUGUUUCUGGGAAUUUGUGAUGCAUUAUUGACGCAUGAGACAUCGGCUUUGUCAUCCAGAAGCCUAUUGAAGAUGAAGACACAACAAAAAAAUGAUCAGGUACCACCAAUGGUACGGACCCUGCGCACAGAUGGAACCAACAUUCAAGUCCUUGGCAGCAAACACGGAUAUCCAUCGCGAAGUUGUCAGGGCGCUUGAGAUUUUACGAGAUUUGAUAUGUGCAGAACUACGCUUAGCUUUACAAUCUAUGUCUCACCCCAGAGAGCUGCGUUUGUCUUGCACGAUCUCUCAGUACUGAAAAUGCCACUAAAUAUCGAAUCUGGCCGUGACCUCCUGACUCUGACACGUUUGCAAUGCAUAGUGUAUUUUUGGGAACUGCGAGGGCAGUUUUACAUGGUACACGAUAUCACAUUUGAUGUCUCGAUCUGCAUCUGCAUGAAAGGUAACGUAGCGUUUCCACUAUAUCAAUAGACUUUACCUGCAAGUUGUACGCAUGACAAAUUUUUUAAAAAAAAAACCAGAUGGAUUUAUCCGUUGUGCCAGCAAUUGAAGAAAAAUACCUGGCGUGCAAAGCAAAGGCAAAGCCAAUGUUUCUUUUCUACAUGGGUGGCAAGCAAGUGGGCGAGGUCCUCGGCUGCGACGCACCAAAAAUCUUGGGUAUGUUUUGUUUCUCUGGUCUUUGUCAUGCAUUUGUUGAGUACACAGUUUUUUUCCGUCGCGGAUGCAUGACUGAGGAUGAAGAUCACGAACAAAUGCUAUUUUUGUGCAAUCCAAAUCCAAUCGCAAUCCCACCAGGUGCGAUCGAAGACAAUCUGCCGCCCUGGAAUCCGGAAGAAGAGUAAGUUGUCAGCGUCGGAGGUGGCAUACUUGUUCCCAUUUAAACCUUCAGCCCAGCAGUACAAAAGCAGCCGAAAAAUAAGAACUCCUUUCAUUUUGUACCAACCCACCACGAAAAUGAAAAACACAACGUGUGUUGUGUUGACCCGAGCUUCCCACCCCUCCCGACGAACGCGCGGCCUUCUCCUACGAUAUUAAAACAGUUUGAUGCGACACCAGCACAACUCUGAGGGAUACAAUACAAUACUUCAAAGCUGCAAGCGCAGAUACAGAACAACUAUGGAACGAAAUGUUACGCUUUCGAAAUCGGCCUUGUCGAUAUUCAACCUGUACGCAGUAGUUGCGAGAAAUAUCAAAUCUAACGAUAAAUUUUUAGAUGCGCUUGUUUUUUCCAGCGGUGCCUCGAACACGGCGUGAGGUGUGCGGUUUUUCUUGUGCAUUAUCCCUUGUUCAGGUAAAAAUGUGUUGGUCGGU